AUGAGUCGUUUUGAAUCUAGCAGUCCAUUUAUAGUGUUAUCUAUCUAUCUAUCUAUCUAUCUAUCUAUCUAUCUAUCUAUACACUCAUCCAUCCAUCCUAAUCACUUGUCUCUUAUAUAUUUCUCUUUUCUUUUCUAUUUCUUUUUAUCUUCUCUCUUUUUUCUUCUCCUUGCUGGGGUUCAAGUUUGCUUUAAUGUCUGGAUAGUAUCCAGUUCAAUCAUCACGCUAUCAUGUGACCAAGAAGGAGAAAGUGGCCAAAUCGCGCGGGUGAUUAUACGAUCAAAAGUGAGAGCAGACAACACCGUGUUAAAGAUUGCUCUUCUCUUCCCACCCCUGAACUACCGAAAGAACCUGGAUUCUAUUAUAGACGCUCUCCGAAUUCAGCCGUUUCUUCUCAAGCUCCGAAUUAUUCAAUCAAUAAACAUCAAUGAUAACAAACAACAAGGGUCUCCUUGCAAAAUUAUAUUUUCUUUGCUUAUUGUUGCUGUUAUUGCACAGUCUGUGAAUUCGCCGAUGGGCGAAAGUAGCUCAUUUUUCACUAGAGUUCUCUGUGGGGAACAAAGAGGAACGAAAACUCCCUCUCUCUCUCUCUUAUGCGUUCCUCUCUCUCUCUCUCUCUCUCUUAUGCGUUCCUCUCUAGCUCCCCACUCUCUCUCUUAUGCGUACCUCUCUCUCUCUUUUUCUCUUUUGAGUCAGCGAGCAAUCUACGAUGUAAACUGGCAAACAUUCACUUUACAGCAGACACCGUGUUCGUGUUUAUGUACCUAUAAUAAUGUUCACGUCUCUUUCAUUAUCACUCGCAGAUUUCCCUUUAUUUUCUUUCUUUCUUUCUUUCUUUCUUUCUUUCUUUCUGUUGUUGUAGCCUUUCCCGCUGAACCGGACGCGUCAAUCAAUUGCUCUCUUUCUUUGUAUUAUAUAUUUUGCUUCCAGCUCGACAAUUUCUUUAGUUCAAUUAACAUACACCCUUCUUUCUUUCUUUCUUUCUUUCUUUCUUUCUUUCUUUCUUUCUUUCUUUCUUUCUUUCUUUCUUCCUUCCUUCCUUCCUUCCUUCCUUUCUUUCUUUCUUUCUUUCUUUCUUUCUUUCUUUCUAAUCCAUACAAUUCUCUCGCUUAUACAUUUUUUCUCUUUGUCUCUCCCUAUCUAUUCCUACGGCACCACAUUAUAUAUUUCCUCAUUUUCUCCUUCUUACUCUCUACAUUUACACGCCUUUCAAUAAGAAAAGAGAAAAAAAAAACAUAUUUUCCAAUCAAAUAUCCCAUCAUCCUCAAUAUCUCCACCAGCUGA
This is a messenger RNA of Acanthosepion pharaonis, 1284 nucleotides long. Lineage: Eukaryota; Metazoa; Mollusca; Cephalopoda; Sepiida; Sepiidae. The record is from the annotation of a GenBank genome assembly.